Molecule: messenger RNA, 2271 nt
Organism: Exophiala bonariae
Lineage: Eukaryota; Fungi; Ascomycota; Eurotiomycetes; Chaetothyriales; Herpotrichiellaceae
Exons: 1
Coding region: 1-2271 (756 amino acids)
Biological process (GO): DNA-templated transcription
Molecular function (GO): DNA binding; zinc ion binding
Source: RefSeq, a predicted model, not a curated record
AUGCUGACAGUGAGCACACACCAUUCAGCACUCCUGCCGCUUGAAAACAUCGUUCUUCCUCCAGACAAAACCGGCAUCGAAGGUCUUGAUACUCAAUUUGGCCUGCUUGAUGGCCAGGAUCUCCUACUUCAAGACUGGUUUGAUCAGAAUUUUUAUGAAGCACUUCAUGAGACUGAUACUCUCUGGCCAUUGAGUGGAGAUGGAACAACUAUCGAGAUGCCUACGCUGGGGGAUACAGUGAUGGACGACCUGAGUUCCCCACAAAGAGAUGAGGAUUUGAGAGACAACAGGCAUACAGUCCCAAUGCCUGUGAGUCGCAUUCCAUCGCCACCAAACGAAGCUUCAGAGGAAGACAGGUGGCCCUUUACUUGGGAUCCGCGGUCGCGUCGCAUCCUUGCCUCAAAAUCCAUUGAGAUUACAGAGGACCACCCACUUCAAAUAGGUCAUCGCCGUAGGUUCGAUAUCACCAACAUCAAAUAUGACAAAGUCAAAAGAUUUUGGCAGUUACCUACCGAUCACAGUAUGGGACAAUUUUCGAUCGAGAUUCCAACAUUGAGAACAGCCAACAUACUCAUUGGCAUCUUUUUUACACAUUUUGAGCCUCGAAUGCCUGUGAUUCAUCGUCCAUCUCUUCAGAACACAGACAAUCUUCCCGAUGCGCUGAUAGCUGCGAUGAUUGUGAUAGGGGCGAUCUACAGCAGGCAACGGCAUAGUACUCGCUUCGCUAUCGUCCUGCUAGACAUGAGUCGGAUCGCUGCUCAGGUUACAAUGGAGCAUGAUAACAGCCUAAUGAGAGAUGCCAUGUACAUUUAUGCUGUCGGCCUCAUUUGUUACGUGGGACUCUGGUGCGGGAACAAACGCGCAUUUGAGUUGGCAGAACUCUCAAGAGCAGCCAUCGUCAAUUUUUGCAGAAGAAGUCAUUUCACGAGUGCCAGUCCAAGUCAGCAAAGGCGGGACUCGAAAACUAACCAAAAUGCUGGUCGCGAUAUUGGAGUUCACUGGGCCAAAUGGAUUGAGCAGGAGACCAAGAAGAGGCUCUGCUGGGUUGUCUAUGGCAUAGAUUGUGAGGCCGCAAGCCUGCUACAUAUACCUCCGACCCUAUCGAUCACCGAAAUCGUUAAGCUCGAAUGCCCUUGUGAUGAGGAAUUCUGGCAAGCUUCGAGUGCUCGACGGUGGAAGCGGCUUUUAGGACUUGCUCCUUUUCCAGCAUCUCGAGCCCUGUCGUCUGCAUUGUCACCAUUUUUGAAAGUACUCUACGCGAAUGAUGUCAAGACUUAUGACAGGUCGAGUAGCACCAUCAAGGCUUUGACUGGUCUUAAUUCUUGGAGCCGACUAUUGGUUUUGCAGUCACUGCAGCUUUUCGUUUACAAACUGUCUGAAGACAUGUCACUUACUACAUCUGCCGAUCUCACAGAUAGCGAAAACGAGGAAGACGAGUACGGACCACGGUGGAAUGCUCCAUUGUCCUUCCAACAUUCGCUAGGUAACUCCAACCCGGGGAGUACCAACAUUGAUCCUCCCAGUACACAAAACCUUCCCAUCAGUGAUACUGUACAAGUGGUCUCUCGCCGGAAGGCGCAAUUGGAAGAAUUGUUGUCAAGGUGGUCAAGCACCUGUCUGAGUAAUCCGCCUUCCGAUAUCACAAUUUACUCAACAUCCCGAUACUUCUACAAUGCAUCCGGAAGUCACCAUUUCCUCGCUAUUUUGAGCCUGAAUGUGCAGAUUGUGGAUCUUCAAGACGCUUUGGGGAAAUCUGGAAGCGCAGAGAUGGUUCUAGCUCUGGAAAACUUAUCUCGGGUUUACGAGCAUGAUAUGGCACAGACCACAGCAAGUGUGAUGCACUGCAAGAAGAUAGCAGAAUCUGAUAUUUGCGGGUCCGUAUCACCGGUGCAUGUAGGUGGUGAACAUGAUUCUGACCCGGAAGUUUUCAUUACGCUGUUUUUGGGUUAUGUAUUUCUGUGGACGGUCGCAAUGACGGCGAGUUCCGAGCUCAAGUCUCGUAUAAUUACUGCCUUGUCACCAGCAACAGCCGAUGGAGGCCAAACGAAAAUCGCAGGUGUCCUUCAAUAUGCAUUAGCAAUUGAAGAUGCCAAUCUGUCCACCAUCGUUGGAAUUGACAAUUUACCGGCUCCAGAUCAAUCCUCGAGAUCUGAACGGUCAGCACGACCAACAGUCAUCCUCCGUACUGGUGCCGAGGCACUGAGCCGAUUACGACCAUGGGGUGCCUGCUUGAAUCUGGCACUGCUACUCCAUCAGCGUGCGAAGAUGUGA